Molecule: messenger RNA, 4503 nt
Organism: Hermetia illucens (black soldier fly)
Lineage: Eukaryota; Metazoa; Arthropoda; Insecta; Diptera; Stratiomyidae
Product: echinoderm microtubule-associated protein-like 2
Exons: 14
Coding region: 744-3461 (905 amino acids)
Biological process (GO): microtubule cytoskeleton organization
Cellular component (GO): mitotic spindle
Molecular function (GO): microtubule binding
Source: RefSeq, a predicted model, not a curated record
GUUUAGUCGUUUACUGCUUGGGUGAUAGUGGAUUCGGUCGCUCGUCGCUAGACUUAUCAGCUAGAGUAGUGUUACCUCCGACGUGGUACGCAGUGAUAACCAGAGUCGCCCAUUUCCGAAGCAUUCGCUCUAGGCCGUCUUAUUGGCGAUUUUCCUUAUCGCGAUGAUAAUUGUUUUGCUUUCGUCGCCUGCAAAUCUGUGAAGGCCCCUGACUGGGCUAGUUUAGAGGUCCGAGAAUCGGCGUCCUAUUUGCGGACGGUUGCGCACACCUUUGGAAUUUGAAUAGAGUGGAAAACGCGUUUGUUUUACAGUUACAUCAUCAGGUCGUGAUAGAGUGCGAAAUUGGCUUAUUGAAUUGUUUUUGUAGUUUUUCGCAAUGAUAGUUUUCGUCGCCGCGAUCGAACGUAGGUCAAAGUCGCCGCCAUCAAGUGCAUGAUCCGCUCACUAUAAACGUGAUUAAAAAGAAACAUAAAAAGUGUUACCUAGUGCGGUGCAUGUGAAGUGUACAGUGUAUUCGAGAAAGCAUUCAGUUAAGUGAAUUUCUGGAACAAAACUAACCAGCAUACGCCUCCUAUUGUUAGCAGACAGUGGAACACUUUGCCAGGGGACGGAAAGAGCCCACGCCAGAUAUAAUCAAAUUUGGAAGAUGAAUGGAUUAAAUAAUCGUAAAAUUGGAUUUUCAUAGUAAAUGUUAGAAAUUGCAUAAUUUCGAAGUGAACCGUGAGUGAUAAGAAUAAUUCAAAAUGAAUGGACUCAGACUUAACGGCGGAGACGAGUCUCAUUUUGAAAACAUCGAAGAGGAAUCAUUGCCUCUAACGUCUUUGAAGGUUAAUGGGAAUAAAUACUCAGAGAAUGACGAAUUUUCCGCAGGCACAGACGAAAUGUUGGAGUCCGAAAAGUCCAGUUUAGCUGGGAGAGUGCAUGAUUUAGAAAGACGAGUGCUCACGCAACAAGAUGAAAUUGUAUGCCUGCGAUCAACUUUGGCUGAUGUAUUGAGACGGUUGAACCUAAUUGAAGGAAAUAUUGAAAGAAAUGGUCCUGCGACAACCCCCUCAAGUAUAACACAUGGUGGCCGCAGUGCCCCAUCCACACCAGCUAGGAGUGCACCAGUGCCAACAUUUAACAGACUGACUUCGCCAAGCCCCACAAAUAAUAGUUCUUCUUCAACAUCUAGCAGUAACGACUGGAAAUUAAGAAGAACAUUAACCCGAGCCACCCCAACAAAUCAAACAGAAUCAGUUGUCCUGCGACGUUCGACAGUAACAGGAUCAACGCUUGCACACCGAAAUAAAGCCAUACACCAGUCAAACGGCUCUCUACAUUCAGAUUCGCACAGUAGCAGUUCAGUAUCACCAGCACCCUCUCCUUCGCCUCGGCCUAAUUCUCUGCACAGUGGCUUAGGGAAGAGGUGGAGCUCAACUGGUGAUUUUGGCGCAUCUGGAGCACAAUUACAAGGAAGAUUUUCCGCAAGAUCAUUGUUAAAUUUGACUACGAAACCAUUGACAAGUCAAUUGAUAAAGCAUGGCACACAUACGGCUACAUACAAUGAGGAGGAAGGAGCGCUGAAGCUGUUCUUGCGGGGGCGGCCUAUUAUUUUAUACGCUCCGUCGGAUGUCCGCGACAACUUCGACAUUUCCAAAGUUUCACCGGCUCCAAACAGAAAAUUGAAAUUAGACUGGGUCUAUGGAUACCGCGGAAAAGAUUGCCGGUCGAACCUGUAUCAGUUGCCAACCGGGGAGAUGGCAUAUUUCGUUGCCGCGGCCGUGGUAUUAUAUAAUCCAGAUGAGCAAUGCCAGCGGCAUUACUUGGGUCACACGGAUGAUGUUAAGAGCUUGGCCAUACACCCAAAUAAACUUCUAGUCGCAACGGGACAAUGCGCUGGACAUGAUCGUCGUGAAGCCUUGCCCCACAUUAGAGUAUGGAAUUCAGUAUCCUUGGCCACAGUAGCGGUAAUUGGAGCUGGUGAAUUCACUGGUUCCGUCAAUUGCAUUUCCUUCAGUCGAGCCGACGGUGGCUCCCUUCUCACAGCCAUCGACGACUCACCUGAAAAGAUUAUUUCUGUAUGGGACUGGCAGAAAGGGGAGAAAGGACUUCGAGUUACAGAAACUAGGUGUUCCGUAGAUACAGUUGUGGCGGGCGAAUUCCACCCUCUAGAUCGAUCCCAAAUUAUUACAGUCGGAAAGGGUCAUGUUGCAUUUUGGACCCUUGAUCAAAAUGGAACCUUGUACAAACGAAUGGGUGUUUUCGAAAGCCGAGAGAAGCCAAAAUAUGUAACAUGUAUAGCAUUCACGCAAUCAGGCGAUGUCAUCACUGGUGACUCGAAUGGAAACAUAAUAGUUUGGAGUCGCGGAACUAACACAAUUUCCCGGUUUUUCAAGAAAGUCCAUGAUGGAUCCAUCUUUAGUUUGUGUACAUUAAAAGAUGGCGGUCUGAUAUCUGGCGGAGGCAAGGAUGGUCGUCUCGUCCUAUUCGAUUCUGAAAUGAAUCGAAGUGGUGUAGAAGGCUUUGUUGAACCACAUUUCGGGGCAAUUCGUGUUGUUUCAGAAGGAAAAGGAUCACAACUACUGAUUGGAACCACACGAAAUUGCAUUCUGAUUGGAUCAUUUGACCUGGGUUUCAACCCUGUUGUGAUGGGUCACGUAGACGAGCUAUGGGGAUUGGCUGCACAUCCAAAUAUGGCCCAAUUCGUAACAGGAGGCUUUGACCAACUUUUACAGCUUUGGGAUUCCCUGUCACACUCUGUAGUCUGGAGCAAAGACAUUGGUGAACACAUUCAGUCAUGCGCUUUUUCACCUGACGGUGAAUACAUUGCAGUAGGUGGUAUUUCAGGACGAUGGAUGGUCUUUGAUACAACAUCCAGAGAAUUAUUAGCGCAACUCUCAGAUGGGCAAGAACCCAUACAAACCAUCAAGUUUUCACCGGAUGGGCAAUUCUUGGCAAUUGGAUCACGCGACAAUUCUGUUUAUAUCUAUCAGAUAAAUGGAAAUUCAAGAAGAUUCGCUCGUGUUGGAAGGUGUUCGGGUCAUUCAAGCUAUAUUAAACAUAUAGAUUGGUCAGAGGAUAGCCAGGUGAUACGCAGCAACUCAGGAGAUUAUGAAAUAUUGUUCUGGAACGCGAGCACAUGUCGACAGAUAACUUCAGCUUCGUCCCUUCGUGAUGUUAAGUGGGCAUCGCAAACCUGCACAUUAUCAUUCAAUACAGUUGGAAUAUGGCCAGAGCACGCAGACGGUACUGAUGUCAAUUCAGCAGCUCGAAGUAACGACAGUACCAUCCUUGCGUCAGGUGAUGAUUUCGGGAAAGUUAAGUUGUACAGCUUCCCUGCAGCACAGCCAAAGAGUUUAUGCCACUUGUAUGGAGGCCAUAGUAGUCACGUCACCGCCGUCGAGUUCCUGUGUGACGAUACAAGAGUUAUAUCAACGGGUGGAAACGAUACAAGCGUCAUGCAAUGGACAGUAAUUUAAAUUCAACUUUCGCCUUACGGACUAACUAAGAGCUUGACAAUGAGCGUUUAAGAAACCAAUUCGUUCCACGUUCGCUUGCAACCCCAAGUUAUAUAUUUUUCAAUAAGGAGUCAAACAAAAUGAUACAAAACUAAUCAAUUACAAGGAACAAAUGUACACCAUUCAAAAGUUUUUUAGUAGACCAGAAACGCACUUGAAGCAGGAAAUCAUUGUGUACUUGAACUGUAGUCUUAGAUUUGCAGAAAUGCCAGAAAUCAUUUCAGAUUUCUGUUGUGCCUUAAAUAAGGAAUGCGUUAGGCCAGAGCUUUUUUCACGAGAAAAGAACACAAUCACUUUGCUACAUAGUUUUUAAAGCCACCCUUGAACGGCAGCAACUAUUUAAAAUAUUUUUCGCAAAAAUUCAUAAAAAAUGUAAGGUUACAUACCGUAUCAGCUAAGGAUUACGAACAAUUAAGGCUGGCUUAGCCCUAACAGCCAGCACCGUUCAUUGUCUACCACACAGACAUCAUACAAACGACAAUGGAUGGUAUCAAAUCGUAUAAUCAUCCAACAGCAGACUAUAAAAUACAAACUACUCUAGAUAUGUGAAAUACAUGAUUUUUACAAACCUCCUAACAUAGUUUUCCGGCAAAGUAGUCAAUUUUCACAGGAAAGAAACCGUUUGUCUUUUUUAUGAUUCGAAUCGUUUUAACAAUUUCGUUAAAUUUGAAUAAGAUCCGAAGAGUGUAGUCCUAUUAUUCAUGUUCACUCCAAUUACUAUUGUAAUCCAUUAUUGUAACAUUAAUAAAUCUCUGUUAGUUCCAUGUACAUUCCAUAUAUAAUGUGAUUUAUGUGUUGUUCGCAUUAUAUCUUUUAUGUUGUAACUAAAAGUAAUUUGUUUAUAUAUGAAGUUUUCUAAUGUAAUUUUUCGUAGUCGUGUAGAUAUACCUUCUUGAUAAUGUUAUUGUUAGGUUCAUUUAUAUGGUGUGUAUCAUUUUCCUUUCAAAAAUAUUAUAUAUUUAUGAAGCAGAUUUAUUACAAUAAAUACCUUGAUAAUGAACAA